AUGCAGCGCGUAAGCCGAGUAGCAGUAGCGGCAUCGGUGUCCUCCUCAUCCUCCCCAGCAACAGCCCUGCUGACACCGUCGCGCGACUUCCGCAAGGAGCUGUUCGAGGGCCCCCUUGACCUAAAGCCGGGUGAGCGCAACGCCCGCAAGGGUCCACCGGUUGCCCAUAGUCUCCCCGUCUACAAGACAGCGCAUAAGCUGCACAACUCCGUCCGCUGGAAGAACGCCAAUCUUGUGACGAACGUCGCCGGUGGCCAGGACUACCGCCUGCGCGAGACUCAAGGCGAGGGCACCUUUGACGAGACAGGCAUGUACCGCGACUGGCUCUACGGCGAUGAAAGGCGCUACGCCAACUAUAUCGGCCUGACCCUUGGCGGACUCGCCAUCGCUCUUUUCUGGUACACAAUGCGCGUGAUCGGCAUGGAGACGUGGGACAUCCCAACCCCGGUGCUGGCCUCCCAACGCAAGCGGCUUGCCAAGGAGGCUGCCGCGGGUGAUGUGGACGGCAGCGGCGAUGCCGCGGUAGAAACGUUGGCGCCACCGACGGAGAAGGAGACUCGCCAAGAUGCGCUGGCGAUGCUGAAGCGGCCGAUGACGGUGUCAAAAGGCGGCUAA
Messenger RNA from Leishmania braziliensis MHOM/BR/75/M2904, 615 nucleotides. RefSeq lists its product as hypothetical. The transcript has a single exon. Lineage: Eukaryota; Euglenozoa; Kinetoplastea; Trypanosomatida; Trypanosomatidae. The record is from RefSeq and is a predicted model, not a curated record. The coding region runs from base 1 to 615 and encodes 204 amino acids.